Molecule: messenger RNA, 981 nt
Organism: Gryllus bimaculatus (two-spotted cricket)
Lineage: Eukaryota; Metazoa; Arthropoda; Insecta; Orthoptera; Gryllidae
Source: the annotation of a GenBank genome assembly
CCCAGACCAGACAGAGAUUUCCCGAGACAGUUCAAAGACCUCAGGCCAUCACCUGAAGAAAUAGAAGAAAUUGAAUCGGAAAUGCAGGAAUUCGAUCCUGAAUCCGAGCCACCACAAGAACUCUUCACAUCAUCAGAGAUGAAGAGAAAAGAGGAUCUUUCGGACACCCGAGAAGCAUUGAUGGAUUCUCCAUACGCAAGCCAACGCUUUCGGAUCUCAAUGGACCAAAUAAAACCAGAAAGCGAAGAACCCUAUGAUGUAUCCUACACGCGUCGAUUACUCAAAUCAUCGAUCAGAGAAUUAGAAACGACGCGUCGAGACCUGCCAGAACUAUUAAUGGAAAAGCUCUCUGCCAGAUUCCCAGAAUCCGCGCCGGACAGUGAAGAGGACAUUCACACAGAGAUGAGUAGUUUGCUGGCGAAUCCAUCAUCUGAGGGAAGUUACGAUGGACCGUCAUGCGGGGUUCUGCCACCAAAUGAGGGUCUACUACAAGGACAUAGAGGAUUCGAUGCGAGAAUGUUUCCAGACGUUACCGACAAACUAAGAAUGUGGCCAGCAUCAUCAUGGGCUUGGAAACAGAGAGAGGAAUCUACUGCCGCAAGUCCUCAACACGAAAGAUCUACAAACACGGGAGAAGAUUCUUUAUUCAAUUAUCUUCUCUCACAAAUGAAAACGUUGGUAAAUAAGGAGGAGGAGGAGGAGAACGGAUUCCGCUACCACCAACUGGGAGAGCUGGGCGCGGACAUCUGGCGCCAGCUCAAGGUGCGCGCCAACGCGCUGCGCCACCUGGUCGCCAGGGACCCGCUCGCGGCCGACGUCAAGCUCACGCUCUUCGCCAGCGCCGUCUUCAGCUACAGGCGAGUGGGUGCACCGCACCACCGACAUCCCUCCGAAAGCGACGAGGGUCUUCGCAGGCGAAAACCCACGGCACUCCAGCAGGCGGAGAUAGAGAGGAGUUACUCUAAGAAGGGACCACUUUGA